Molecule: messenger RNA, 768 nt
Organism: Paramecium octaurelia
Lineage: Eukaryota; Ciliophora; Oligohymenophorea; Peniculida; Parameciidae
Source: the annotation of a GenBank genome assembly
AUGCCAGGGGUGUCAUUCAUAAAAAUUCUGUUUUUCUACCCAAUCCUAUUUUAUUAAAACUGUAUGGAUACUCGAAGCGGUGAUUGCUAUAAUAAUGAUUGGUCAAGCAACGUAGUAGAUUGCGCAGGUAAUAUAGUCAUAGGACGAUUUACUGCUAAUGAAAAAAUAUCUAAAUAAUUCAGUAAUAUAAUAGGAGGCAAGUUUGGUUUUAACUUCACAAUUGUAAAAUUCGAUAGUUGGGACUUUGUUGAUACUGUAACAGUCUUUGCAGAUGAGAUAGAACUAGGUAAAUUUUAUUACAACGCUGGUGAUGGAGUAGAUAUGUGUUUCGCGUUUUAUCAAGAACUUUUUGAUUCGAAAGCAUAUUAGUUUAGAUUACCAGAAGGAAGAAACUCAUUGAAAUUAACUUUGUAGGGCCACUUUGAUGAGCCACUUACUAAUGGUAUUAUAAUUUUUUAUGUUAGAGGGUUGGGGUGCUAAGAGAUUCACUUUAGAAAUAUUAUAGCCUUGUGUAGAAUUUUAUAGUGAUUGUAAUUUUUAAGGAGAAGCAUGGAGAAUUUGUAGUGGAAAUCAAACAAGUUAGGCAAGAAAAAUUCCAUUUGAAAUAAAAUCAAUACUAAUUGCAAAUGGGAUAUAAGUCAAAAUGAGAGAUCCAAAGUACCAUGGUGGUCAAACUUAAACAUAUACUUCAAGUUAAUAUUGUUUAUCAAGUUAUUAAGUAAAUCAUUAAGUUAACACUAGUUCCCCAAAUACAAUUUAAACGCUUGA